AGCAUUGAUGACAUUCAGCUUUAGAAGGACGAAGAAAUAGAAAUUGAAAUGCAUUGAUUGAAACAUCCGUUGUACUAGAAGUAUUUCCGGGCGGCGGUGGUCAGAAAAUAUUUCGACUAAAAUGGCGGCGAAGAAGCGAAAACGGAGCAAGCACAUGCAACAGCAUCUGCAAAAAGUGUCUAUGCAACAGCAGCAGGUGCAGGACAAGGACAACGCUGAGAAGAACCAGACACGCGGCGGCCAUGAUGAUCUCCAGUCGAAUCAUGUGGAAGCACCAGCCGCGCGACCAAGCGGCCAAGAACGUCCUAGCUCGUCAACGAGCUCGUCGCAGCAAAAGAACUACAAGGGUCUUCACGAAGUAGAUGAGCAUCAAGUUCUUGAAGGUGAACGCAGACGGGCGAAAAAACGAAAAGUUUCGAAGAAAAAUGUGAUCGUGGUGGCCGAACAGCCUCAGCUGCUUGGUGCCGAGACAACGAUAGUAGACACCCCGGCGCCAGGACUAAAGGAUGAACCUUCAUCAUUACCAUCUACCAACAUAGUCGUGUCCCAGCACGAUAUUUCUGCAGAUUCAGAGUCAGAGCCUGAAGAAGAGACGAACCAUGACUACUGCCGCACAUGGAGUAACGCGCUAAGGACAUCAAGUUGCUCUGCAGUAUCAAGAAAUAAACAUUUGACAACAUCAAAAAAUAUCGAAGUACCGACCACGACGACCUCCGGAGACCAGCUAGUGCCAUUAACCUCUGUUGUAGACGGAAAAAAUGAUUUCACCCACUUCCGGUCCCUUUGCGAGGCGGUUUUCCACCAUAACAAGCAGAGCUACUGGAAGCCGCGGGAUAGCGAGCCGGCGAAUAUCUUCGAAAAACUCGCAGACGAGAUCUAUGAUUUUCACAUGUUACGACCAGCACGUAGGUGGACGAACACGAGCUGUGCAAAAUCUGAAGAAGAUGUUACAACAACGAACGUCAUCAAGCCGGUAACCCGCGGUGGCGCCGAGUGGUGGGUGCAGGUACGCGAUGAUAGACACAGUGCGCAACAAGCAAGCGGUGUUCCACCUCCGUCUUACAGUUACAACCAGGGAGCAUCUUCAAAGCAAAAACAGACCAACACCACCACCACCUCCCCUUCACUUGGGUUCCAUUGGGACCAAGAUUACGGCACAGCGGAGUGUCCCUUUCUCGGUACGGUGACCUAUCUCGACAACGUAGGCGCGCCUACAGUAGUGCUGGACUACCCGAAAGAUAACGAAGUGGAUGAGGAAGUACAAGAUGGAAGUCGUGGUGGCGCACCUCCACCGCCCUCAAACAUCGGCAAUAAUCAGCGAAAAAAUAAAACGAUGAAGAAGAAAAACAGGAGCAAAAGCGCUAGUACAAGAACGAACACAAAGCGUGUGAUCGAAACCGGGUUUGUCAGCCACCCGGAAGCCGGGAAGCAUUUGGCGUUUCAGGGAAAUUUGUUGCACGGCGUUCCAGAGCAGUUACAGAAAACGACGACACGACCGGGCCUUGUUCAUAGAAAUUCUGUACCAGUAUCUCAAUCCAGAAAGCGCAUCACGUUCUUAGUGAACCUCUGGCCCGAGAAGGAUAGCAUCACCGAUGUUCCCAAGUUUGACGUGUCAAAGCAUUUUCCGGCAGUAAGAGAGGAGGAGCUGAGGCUGACGCUGAGCGGAGAUACAGUGGCUGCUGGAGGUUUUGCUGAUGACACAGCAGGUAAUAUCGGAACAGCUGCAUCCUCCACCUCUUGUCAAGCCCUGCGCUUUGCGUUCAGCAUGAGCAAUAAAAGUGGAGGGCAACAAGAACUACACUGCAAAGGCGCUAGUCGUGGUGCAAUAAAGCCUGACACUCCGGAGGAAGUCAUCACCGACCGAGGGACCCCUGUUUGCGGGCUGACGUUUGAUAACGGGGAGGAAGAGCAGUACGAACUUUGGUUGCCGGUUCCAUCGAUGGGAAGCUCUUCAUCUACACGACCUUCGCGCAUCAAGCACCAGAAGCAGAAGAGCAAGUCUCUUCUUGUAGCAUCUUCACAGGCAGCUACUUCUCGGCCCCAGCAAGAACUGCCGUCAACACAGAAAGUGUAUUUUCAGGGUGGAGCGCAAGCACCAUGCUACGUGCUGCGGAGAUAGAAGAGCUGGUGCCCCGCUCUAAUGGCAAAGUAGGAAGCCGACUCAGAUUGAAGUGGAUCUACUGCCCGAUUGAGAUGAACAUGAAGUUAUAAACCUAUGCUGAUGUUCAUGUUGUAGUUGUUGAACUUGAACUAUGUAGCCAGCGACGCUGUCGUGCUGUGAAAUCGAAGACUGUUUUGCAGUGGAGCGACAAGUAAAUAACUGCUCACGACAAGCGACAUGGAACAUAUCAAAAUUCUGCUCGGACAUGUGCCCUUGAUCGCGAGGCGCGGCCUCGCAGAGGCGAC
This is a messenger RNA of Amoebophrya sp. A120, 2406 nucleotides long. The record is from the annotation of a GenBank genome assembly. Lineage: Eukaryota; Dinophyceae; Syndiniales; Amoebophryaceae.